Salarias fasciatus (jewelled blenny) is the source of this 1494-nucleotide messenger RNA. RefSeq names its product complement factor H-like. The transcript has 10 exons. Bases 127 to 1494 code for a protein of 455 amino acids. NCBI's taxonomy places the organism in Eukaryota, Metazoa, Chordata, Actinopteri, Blenniiformes, Blenniidae. The record is from RefSeq and is a predicted model, not a curated record.
GAUGCCACAGAGUAUGGAGAAAAUGAAAUACUGAAUUAUAGGUGUGAUGAACAGUUUAAAGUAGCAAAUGGAAUUCCUUCAAAAUGCACCAAAGUGGGGCAAAUAGCAGAUUGGAUUCCAACACCGAUGUGUGAACAAAUAAAAUGUCAUCUGCAACUGCCACCGCUCAGAGGGACUACAUAUGAACCUGCAUCCACAAGUGCAUUCUUACCUGGAGCAACUGUGACAGUCACCUGUGGGAGUACAUAUUGGAUUGAGAGGACUGACAAAACCUUCACAGAGGCCACUUGCAAAGGAGAUGGGGAGUGGAAUAUCAGACCAGUAUGCCAAGAGGUUAUAUGUUCCAAUCAGCGAGACCCGUUUUUGUCUUACUGGGGCGUCUAUUACUGGCACCAGAAAAAACUUGGGGACACUGCAUCUUAUACCUGUAAGAGGGGCUAUAAGAGUACAAAUGGUGCCACUCGGGCCACAUGCACCAGGAAUGGAUGGACACCAAAACCCCUUUGUCACGGGACACGCUGCGAACGACAGGACAUUGAAAAUGCAGACAUUGCCCACAACAGCAAGUGGAACUACAAUGAUGGUGAAGAAGUCCGUUACAGAUGCAGAAACAGUGGCAAACAAUUCACUAUCACCUGUGAUGAAGGUGUCUGGACAGGAAUUGAAAAGUGCUCAAGUGAUGAGUCCUGCCUGAAACCCAACAUUCCAAAUGGAUUUACAGCUGGGCCUUACAAAAACACCAUCUACUACACCUGUGACGCUAAUUAUAAGCUUCCUACCAAAGGCUGGUGGGGUUCUGCGAAGUGUCAAGGUGGUGUCUGGUCUGGACUUCAACGCUGUAUCGAGAAAUCACGGUGUGGAGAGCCUCCUGUGAUUCCUAAUGGGAAAGCAACAGAAGUUCGACAGCCUGCUGAAGAGGCUCAAAUCCUUGAGAUAAGCUGUAAUAAAGGAUACUCCACUGAUGUUGAGCAAUUGACCUGUCAGGAUGGAAAAUGGAAUUCAAAUGGAGAAUCACUUGAAACACUCUGUAGACUUACCAGACCUCGCUGCAGUCCUCCACCCAGAGUUGAAAACGCUCUUGUUUUGAAACCUUAUCGGAAAGAAUUCCUCUCUGACUCUGUGAUAACUUAUCGCUGCCGCGAAAAUUUCACAAUGGAGGGAGAGGACACGAUUAAAUGCAUCUCAGGAGAAUGGGAGGAGAAGAACACCACAUGCAUACAAAAGCCGUGUCCAUUUCCCGAAGAUAUUCCUAAUGGCUCUUAUAAGAAAAUUUUUGGUAAAGAGUUUGUUGUUGGAACCAUGAUCAAGUACACUUGCAAUGAAGGUUAUCGAAUGGUCAGUCAGCACGAUACUCGAACAUGUUCGCUGGACGGCUGGACCAACACAGAGCCAAUAUGUGAACGCGCCACCUGUGAAAUUGCUGAGUUGCAAUUUCCUGUAGAUAUGGAUUUACAUGUAAUCCUGGUCCAUUGGAUCAAACAUAUCACAUGUUGA